CUCGGGCUCAGACGGAAAUUGAGUUCAUGGGAAGCAAGUGUUACUCUCCACCCUGAUCUCUUCCUGGAAGUUAGACUGACCUUUAUAUGCCUCAGUCUGAAUCGAGCACUGAACACCGAGAAACCUUUUAAAACACCAGAAGUAGCGAAAAAAAUCAUUGGCCUUUUUUGGAGCUGACAUUCACCGACAUAAACAAGAUGGGCUGUAAGGUUCUGUGUCCAAGUGUUGCUCUUCUUGCUUAUCUUAUCAUCUGUCAACAUGUCCGAGCGCAAUGCGCACCGCCGCCUUUUGCAUCAAAUGUCAUUUUAACAUCAGAGUAUCUCCCAACUCAAAGUUUCCCAGAUGGAUCCAAAGUAACAUUUGAGUGUGUGAUUGGACACAAGCCAGCUGACUCAAAAGCAUCUAAAUCGGUUACCUGUCAGGGAAACCAGUGGACAAGUCUGGAACUCAGUUGCACAAGAAAACUCUGUGGAAGCCUGAGGGAUUUUCUUAAUGGGAGAUAUGAAAUGACUGGAAAUUUAUUUGGUGACACAGCUAAACCAGUUUGUGACAAAGGAUACAUGUUAGCGGGUCAGGAAGCAACAAGAACAUGCAGAGAUCAGGGAUGGGAUGGCCGAGAUCCUCUCUGUGAAUCUGUGAAAUGUACAGCACCUCCAGCCAUAGAAAAUGGGCAACUUGACAAUGAGCCUUUGGAGAGUUAUGAGUAUUUACAAGCAGUCUCUUAUAGAUGUAACGGAGGACUUAAUCUUAUAGGACAAUCAACACUUCAUUGUUCUGAGGAUGGAACCUUUAAACCAGAUCCACCGAAAUGUUUUGAUGGGUGUCCAACGCCUAAAAUUCCUAAUUCAAAAAGAACUGGUGGAAAAUCACCCCCCUACAAGCUGGGUCACUUUAUAGAAUACAAAUGUGAUGAUGGCUAUACACUGCCAAGAAAAGGUUAUAUUGUGUGUAGAGCAAAUGGAUGGGACCCUGAACCACCAAGGUGUAUUGAGAAUUGUCGUUUGCCUGAGUUAAGUGAACAUGUCACUUUAACAGAGGAAUUCCGCUCACGUGGAAGUUUUACGCAUGGAUCCAAUGUAAUAGUUGGAUGCAUUAGUGGAUAUGAGCCAGUUGAUGCAACAGUAUCUAAAACAAUUACCUGUGAGGAAACCAAGUGGACAAAAUCACCCUUGACUUGUAAAGCCCUACCUACAACUCCCCCUACUGCCACAACUACCACAACUGCUGUGACUUCCACAGUUCGUACAACGUCCAAGGCUCCUAAAGAGAAGGCCCUACCUACAACUCCCCCUACUGCCACAACUGCUGCAACAUCCAAGGCUCCUAAAGAGAAGAAGGAAGACACAACAGAAACAAGUAUGCCUACAUGGCAAAAAGGAAUUCUUGGUGUAGUUGGUGUGGUGGCUGCUGGUGGAUUGCUGUGCCUUGUGUAUUUCAAGUUUAUCAAGAAACGACUUUUGGAUUGCAGCUCAGAACAUGAAAAGGUUGCUAAAAAGGAUGAGGAAGAAUUAUAAGUCCCUCGCAUAUCUGGUCUUCAUGAAGUUGUCCUGGAUGAAAUCCAAGUGAAGAAUCCUGCAAAUAUAAAACUUUUAUAUACGCACUUCCCAGAAUCUGGCAAAAAGCAGGCUGAUUUCCCGCAACAAAUUCCUCCAUAAUCAGACCCAGUGUUACUUUGAAAAAGCAAGCUUGAUUUGGAGUAACUCUUUUCUAGCAGUCGCUAACUUUUUUCCCAUUCUGUACUAUUCUGAAACAGAUCUGUCUCCGCAUAAGUCAGGUUUAUUUCACUUUUAUAAAGUGUAUGUUUGUCAUUUCUUAAUUUUUAACACUGUUAAUACAAUGAUCACUCUUCUCAAUGAUGUUGCUGUUCCUGAAAAAAAUCUAAGUAUUUAUGACAACAAAAGUGCACUUGACUGUCCCUUAACUCACUGAUUUAACCAGGGGUUACAUUUAACAUGAAUAUUUAUGUAGCAAGUCUAAUCAAAUCUCUCAUUUAAAAGAAAUGAAUGUCUGAAUUUGUAACUUCCAUAGUAUUUGUGAAUCCACAUUGUACAAACAAAACCAAAUGUUGUAUAAUGCUCAAGGCUUUGUUUUUGUUUUUUUUAAUUUUGCCUAUUGUUACUUUUCAUUUGGAUAAAACAGGAUGUGUAUGUUCCAGUAAAUAUUUUGCAGAAUGUGAUUUGCUGUGCAGAUUUUAAAUUGAAAGUUCUGUUUAAUCCUGCUUAAGAACUUAAAGUGCCUUUUCAUUCUAAGGUUUUUGUAAAGUGUUAUCUAGCUGUAUGUUUUCAGCAGAAUUUGGAUAGGUUCUAAUUACAUUAGAAAUGCUUUGUUAUUGGUCUCGAUUACAGACUUAGAUCUAAUGAAGAAAAAGAAAAGACAGUUUGGUAAACCUCUCAUUUCUGCGAUGUUAAAAUUUACUUGUCUAUUUUAUUAAUAUUUACAGAAUUUUCCAAAGUACUCAAACCCAAAUACCUACAGAGGCCUAAUUGUUAUUGGGCAUUGUUUUUCCUCUUUUGGGAAAGUUUGCUCUAAAAUGCUAUAAUUUAUACAAACUUGCUCUUGCCAAAUUGCAGUCAAGUAAAAUAGUCUGUAGUUUAGUUCAGUUAAUAUUUUCAGCCAUUUUUGUUAAAAUAGUAAUUUAAUUUGAAUAGCAAAAUGUUUCCCCAAAUGAGUCAUUUUUCAUUUGUGUGUGUGUUGAAAUUGCCUGUUUUACUGUUUGUUUGUUUUUUCAGCUUGCAAUUUCAAACAUGUAUCAUAUUGUUGCAAUUAGGAGUUUGGAAUGGUUUUGAACCACUAUUUUAUCUGCCAUUUUAAAUUAGGAAUGCUCUAGUUCUAGUUCUACCAAUCAACAAAGUUGAUCAAAUAUAAAUCCACCUCUCGCAAUUCUGUAUUUCACUGAGAUGUCUGGGUCCCUGGAACAUCUCAAAAUAAAAGCUCCACAAACAAAACAGAACACUUGGGUUCUUAACUGAUAAAUGCUUCCGUUUGUUUGUUUUAUUUUAGUUCUUAGUGCUUAAGUCUGCAAUAUCUGAUUCUGUUUGACAAAGUGUGAUGUAAAAUUAGAUUUUGCAAGACCAGUAGCUACAUCUCAUAUUCAACCAGUACAGCUGCUUUCUGUAUCACAAGGCUGCCAAUAAACCAUGUUCAGUCACCGUAUUGCACUUCCCCUAAAAGCAUUGUUACAAGGAGCAAUCAAUUGAGAUGUUCAGUUAUAGUUUAAUCAUUCAUCUAGUAAAAAGGAUGUUCAUAACAUGAUUACAAUGCCCUGCUCUGAUUGCAAAUCUAGUGACAUGAACUGUUCUUCUGUAUCAGUAGAAUAUACAGUGUAUGUUUCACAUGUAUUCCCAACAAAACACACUGUAAAAAUAAAACAUUCAACAUGAA
This is a messenger RNA of Onychostoma macrolepis, 3381 nucleotides long. RefSeq names its product complement receptor type 1-like. NCBI's taxonomy places the organism in Eukaryota, Metazoa, Chordata, Actinopteri, Cypriniformes, Cyprinidae. The record is from RefSeq and is a predicted model, not a curated record. Bases 198 to 1514 code for a protein of 438 amino acids. The transcript is spliced from 15 exons.